UUCCCACCGGCCCCAUGAGCUGCAGCGGCUCCGGCGCGGACCCCGAGGUGGCGCCGGCCUGUGCCGCCUCGGUCGCGGGUCCGGCGCCCCCGGUGUCGGCUCCCGCUGCGCUGCCCACUAGCACGGCCGCGGAGAGCAAAGCCAGCCCCGCGGGGACAGCAGGGGGCCCCGGGGCUGGAGUCGCCACUGCGGGCACGGGCCCCGUGGCAGCACGGGCAGGGGAGCCGGCAGAGCGGCGCGGGCCAGCUUCGGUGGCAGCGGGCGGCGCGGCUCCCCCUGAGGGGGCAAUGUCUAACGGGGUUUACGCCCUACCGAGCGCGGCCAACGGAGAAGUGAAGCCCGUAGUGUCCAGCACACCUCUAGUGGACUUCUUGAUGCAAUUGGAGGAUUACACACCUACGAUCCCGGAUGCUGUGACUGGUUACUACCUGAACCGUGCUGGCUUUGAAGCUUCAGACCCACGCAUAAUUCGGCUCAUCUCACUAGCUGCCCAGAAAUUCAUCUCAGAUAUUGCCAAUGAUGCCCUACAACACUGCAAAAUGAAGGGUACAGCCUCUGGCAGCUCCCGGAGCAAGAGCAAGGACCGCAAGUACACCCUAACCAUGGAGGACUUGACCCCUGCCCUCAGCGAGUAUGGCAUCAAUGUGAAGAAGCCGCACUACUUCACCUGAGCCACCCAACCCAGAUGUAUUUGUCUUUCCUUCUGUCUGCACAGGAGCCUGUUUUCAUAAUAAACUUUAUUGUGACAGGCGGGGCUGAUCCCUCCCAUGUUGGGAGACAUCCUGUGGCAAGUGACAAAGCUCUGAGCCCAGCCCCUUUUGGGGCUACAGUGGUAGGGAUGGGAGCAGGGAACAAGCCCCAUAACUGGGGUAGUACCAUGAUUAGAGACAGGGGAGGCAACCAAAGGCCUUUAGCUUAGGGGAAGUACACUCCCCACGCCAUGUUUUGACACUUCUUUAGUUUGGACAAGGACCUUCAAGUCCUACUUGUCCUGCAUCUUCUCCAAGAUAGGCACAAUCAUGUCAAACUUGGGUCGCUUUGCAGGGUCUUCAUUCAUGCAAAUCUUCAUGAGCUUACACACAUGGGGGGAAAUGCCUGGUGGGAUGGUAGGCCGAAGGCCUUCCAGUGCCACCUGCAAAUUGUAAGGAACAAGGUGAGCUUCAGAAUUUGAGUUUAUCAUAUGUGCAAAAGCCUUUGACCCUUGAGUGGUAAGAUUACUAGUUAUCUGUAUAAACUGCGGGAAGAGUUUACCAUAGUGACUGUCAGCACCACCACCCCUAUACAAGUAUCUACAGAUCUAUGCUCACCUUCAUUCCAAUUUCCAUAUUAGAGAGGUCAGCAAAGGGCACCUCUCGUGUUACCAGUUCCCACAGAAGCACUGCAAAACUCCACAUAUCAGCCGAGCGUCUGUUUGUGUCUUCAGGCUUCUUUUGCAGGGCUAGAAGGAAUAAGGUUUAUUACUCCAGCUGCCUAGCCUGUCUAGUCUGUGCCUCUUUUACUGUUACUGAGCUGGUUCUUCUCAAUUUCCCAUAUGAUGCCUUUACCUACCUUCAGGGGCCACCCAGGCAGGCGCAUACAUGCGCCCAGGGCACUGGAAAGAAAACUUAACAUCAGCCAUGCUGAUUCGGGCAGUCAUGUCUUCAUCGAUCUGAGGAAGAAAAGUUGAAUUCAAAAAGGUGGGUUAUAUUCUAGACCAGCAAAAGGGCUUUGGGGACCAGAAGUAAACUGUGGUCUCACCAUUACACUGCGGCUAUUGAGUGCGUGCCGAGGUAUGAGAGGCUCUAGUGUGUGAAGAAAAGCCAUGCCUCUUGCCAUGUCCAAAGCAAACUUCACAGCUUGGCUCUGGUCCACAACAAAAUCUAACAGGAAGCAAGAAUCAUUAGUUUAUAGUCUCCAGGCCCUAUUCUAGUCCCUCCCCAACAAGACCAACAUCCUUACUGGUGCCUUCGUGUAGAACGUUGUAGAGAGACCCAUACGGCAUCCAGUGUGUGAUGAGGGUUGGGUGGGGAGCUGGGGGAGCCUGGCAAGCACCUAGUACUGGCAGCACAUUUGGAUGUGAGAAAAUCCUGGGAGAGGAAAAGAGUGGUGAGACCCAACAGCGUUUCACUUUUCAGUACUAUUUGGGGUUCCUUGGAAACAACAGCUUCCAAUUCAGGUGACCCACCUGAGCCUGGGACAUUCCUCAUUGAAGUCCCUGCUUUUCCUUGUACUCCAGUCUCGAACCUUCAGCACCUUCACAACAAUAUCAUUGCCCUGCCAGCGGCCUUUCCAUAGCUGAAGGACAGAGGUUAGGAAGCAUUAGCUCAGGCUGUACCAUUUCUUUUCUACUAAUUUGAAGAAAACCUUAAUUAGGGAUACAGAGUGGGCAGUUUGUGGGUGUUAGGGAGAAAAAAAAAAAAGAGUGGGGAAUCACCUCUCCAGAGUGAUUCUCGUUGAGCUUUGCCAAAAAGUUGAGCUGUUUGAAGUCAAUACCGGAGUGUUUGUUCAGGGUCCCAUUUCCUGAGAAUAUGAGCAGUUCAGGUACUCACCUUCACUUUAACAUGACCCCAAUAGCCCAGGAAUCUUGUGUUGCGGCCCCUCCCCUCCACAGUAGUGACUCACGGGGCCUUGUGCGAGUGGUCCCCUUCCAGAAUGUGUCCUUGUAUGGAAUACGGUUGAGAUUCUGGCCCAUCUUCUCUGCCCGCUCUAGAGAAGAAGAAUGGUCUUAGCCUUAAUUGUGCUAUGAAGGGAGGAGAUGCAAGGUGGGACAAGAGGCAAGCUGGGGUAGAUAAUGAACCUCGGAGAAGCUCUCUGAGGGGUGCCUUGGCUUUGUCCACAGGCAUCUCUCCAUACUUGUUGCAGAUGCUCACAAGAGCCCCGUUAGCCACCAGGUCCUGAAAAGAAAAUUGUUCAGGGGGCCAGUCACAAACAAGCAUGAACACACAGAUGCAGUACACGAUUCUGUAAAUGUCACACAGUAGGACUGAGAAUGGAUUGAUGGUUCCAUGAUCAGUUUGCUUCCCACUCAUCAUAGGACUUGGGGUCUGAGUACUUACCUCUGCCACCUGGUCUUGGCCCCAGAAACACGCAUAGUGAAGGGGCACAUUGCCAUGCUCAUUCACUGCAUUGAUGUCAGCCUUGUAUUGCAACAGCUGCGCCCCAUGGCCAAGAAAAGAAAAAAGGCAGUCAGUCCCUCUGAAAUACUUGUGUCCAGAAAGAAAAGAACACAAAGGAAGAAUAGCAUACAUUCUUCACAUGACAGUGCCUGUUACUGGCUUCAUAGUGUGUAUGUGAGAUGUGGGUGUUGAAAGGUUUGCAAGUACCUUCUGUACAAUGUCACGGUGUCCAUGACUAGCUGCCAGAUGCAGGGGGGUAUCAUCCCCACGGUUCAUCACAUUGAUCCGUGCUCCCCGCAUGAUCAGCAUUUCAACCACUGCAGAGCGGCCUUCUCGGCAGGCCCAGUGUAAGGGGGAGAAGCCAUGAUCAUCCCUUUGAGAAAAGGACAUAGACACUAAGCUGGAGUUGGGAAGGACAAAAGCGUUGACUCAUGGGGGAAAAGAUUCUAUAGUCACUGAGAAGGCUUGCCUCUUUAGGACUUAGCUCCUACUCAUGUUGCCAAUUCCUAAAGUUCAGAUUUUCCCUUGAGCUGCACACCCAAUCACCUAGAUGUCCCAGCAACUGUAAGGGUUAUCACUUUAACCAUAACUCUUUCCCUAGCAGUACUCUGUUAGGUGAUAGUACUACUCUUCCUGGGUCCUCUGGCUUCCCUACCUCUUUGUCUUCCUGUUUGGUAGUGCUAAGAACCAUACCCAGGACCUCAUAUACUUGACACAUGCUAUACCACUAGGCUUUAUCUCCAGUCAUACAUCUUUAAUAACACCUAUAAUCCUUUGUUUGCAUUGCUUUUUGUGCUUUAUUUCCUUACUGUAGAGUUACACUGACUGGAUUGUAAGAACCUGUUAAUGUGAGCUGUCUUGCCUGUUGAGUCAUAUAUGCUUGAGGAUGGGCUGAAAGCUGAUGUUCUAUGCAGGUUGAUAGGGGAGAAAGCAUACUAGAGAAGACAGGCUAUAACUUAGGAGAGGAGACGAGCUUACUUUUGGCUCUGUUAUUGAAACUAACAUCUAAAAAUGGAAUGGAAUUAAAAUGUUUUGGAGGGGUACAAUGACAAACAUGCUUUUGAUUACUGAUGAGGCAGAUAACCACACAAACCAGAAUGUUCCUAUUUACCAACCCAAAAUUCACAGAGAAAAAUGCAAAUGGAAGCUUUUGAAUAAAAACUGUAUCUGAUUUAUAUUUUCA
Grammomys surdaster is the source of this 4278-nucleotide messenger RNA. It is a transcript of the gene Taf10, whose product is annotated as TATA-box binding protein associated factor 10. Gene Ontology annotation, biological process: transcription initiation at RNA polymerase II promoter. The record is from RefSeq and is a predicted model, not a curated record. Gene Ontology annotation, molecular function: promoter-specific chromatin binding; RNA polymerase II general transcription initiation factor activity. The transcript is spliced from 5 exons. The coding region runs from base 15 to 671 and encodes 218 amino acids. Gene Ontology annotation, cellular component: nucleus; SAGA complex; transcription factor TFIID complex. Lineage: Eukaryota; Metazoa; Chordata; Mammalia; Rodentia; Muridae.